Molecule: messenger RNA, 486 nt
Organism: Williopsis jadinii
Lineage: Eukaryota; Fungi; Ascomycota; Saccharomycetes; Phaffomycetales; Wickerhamomycetaceae
Exons: 1
Coding region: 1-486 (161 amino acids)
Source: RefSeq, a predicted model, not a curated record
AUGGAGGGAAUCAACAAGUACCACGAUACAGUGCUGAAGUACAUCUACAGCCGAAUGAGAUACCGUGAAUGUGCAGAUACCAAAUAUGCCAACAUCAUGCUUGACUUAGCUUUCCCAAAGCUCGAGCCAUGGGCUAAGGACUUGGAAGCAAUGAACCCACAGACGCAGGAGGAUUUGGACUCUUUCGAUUGGGAUAUCGAAGAGGAAGUUGAAGACUUGGUUGCGUCUAUCGAGGCCAAGUUCCAAACGUCUGAGGAUAACUUGGAAGAUAUGAGCGAUGAAUCGCUAUCCUUAAUCACCAACAUUAAUGGAGAGAAACCUGGAGAUGAUAUAUGGCCAAAGAACAAAUCUGACUUCAAUUCAAAAGCCCCAGAACAGCUGAAGAAGCUGGCAGACUUCUAUGGCAUUGGCAAGACUCCUAAUACUCGUGAUCUCUCUGAUGACCAAGUCAAAAAUCUACUAGGAGAAAUCAUUGGAAUCUGUUGA